GGGCCGUGGAGAUGGGCCAGGUGGUGCCCGGGCAGUUUGACGAUGCCGAGAGCUCGGAGGGUGAAUCUACGGAAGACACGGAAACAUUUAAAGUUGAGGUCACUGAGAACUGCCAGUCACACCCGUGUGAAGAGCUUAAUGCUGAGGAAGGAGAUUGUGAUGACUACAAUGAUGAUGAAGAGGAAGAUGAAGACUGGGACUGGGAUGAUGAGAUGGGAAGACUCAUGAAGCACCGCAGUGCUGCUGGUGGGUGCAAUCCACAGGCAAAUAAACAGAACCCUAAUUGCUGUUCAGCUAAAAUGUCCACCCCUACAGACAAGGUUUUAAGAAAAUUUGAACACAAAAUUAAUUUAGAUAAGCUAAAUUUUGAUGACUCCGUUAUAAACAGAGUCACGGAAAAGUCUAGACAAAAGGAAGCAGACAUGUACCGGGUCAAAGACAAGUCAGACAGAGCAACAGUAGAACAGGUGUUGGAUCCAAGGACCCGAAUGAUUCUCUUCAAGAUGUUAUCUAGAGGUGUCAUAUCAGAAAUCAAUGGCUGCAUCAGCACAGGGAAAGAAGCUAAUGUAUAUCAUGCUGGUACUGCAAAUGGAGAGAACAGAGCAAUAAAGAUUUACAAAACCUCUAUUCUGAUGUUUAAAGAUCGGGAUAAGUAUGUGAGUGGCGAAUUCAGAUUUCGUCAUGGAUACUGCAAAGGCAACCCAAGAAAAAUGGUGAAGACCUGGGCUGAAAAAGAAAUGAGGAAUUUAAUAAGGUUGAAUACAGCCCAGAUACCUUGCCCAGAGCCAAUUAUGCUACGGAGUCAUGUGCUUGUCAUGGGCUUUAUUGGUAAAGGUGAUAGGCCUGCUCCUCUCCUGAAGAAUGCUCAGUUAUCUGACUCCAAAGUCCGGGAGCUGUACCUACAAAUCAUCCAGUACAUGAGAAGAAUGUACCAAGAUGCCAGACUUGUUCAUGCAGAUCUCAGUGAAUUUAAUAUGCUAUACCACAGUGGGGAUGUGUACAUCAUUGAUGUGUCUCAGGCUGUGGAGCAUGACCACCCUCAUGCGCUGGAGUUCCUGCGGAAAGAUUGUGCCAACGUUAACGACUUUUUCCAGAAGCGCAAUGUUGCGGUGAUGACUGUGAGGGAGCUGUUUGAGUUUAUUACUGAUCCUUCUAUCACAAGUGAGAACAUUGAUGACUACUUGUCUAAGGCAAUGGAAAUAGCAUCGAAAAGAACAGAGGAGGAAAGAUCCAGUCAAGAUAAAGUGGACGAGGAAGUAUUUAAGAAGGCUUACAUCCCUCGAACUUUGACUGAAGUUAAAAACUAUGAGAGAGAUGUGGAUAUUAUGAUGAAAUUGAAAGAAGAGGAUAUGGCAUUGAAUGUUCAGCAAGAUAAUAUUCUCUACCAGACUGUUACAGGACUAAAGAAGGAUUUGUCUGGUGUUCAGAAGAUUCCUGCACUUCUUGAAAAGGCAAACGAGUCAGAAACAGACUCUGAUGAUGAUGAUGAUGGCAGCUCAGAGGACUCUGAUUCAGGCUGUAAAGACUCCAUACAUCCCAAAGAUAAACCUGUUGAAGUUGGCAUGGACAAAAAGGAAAGGAAAAAAAUGGUUAAAGAAGCCCAAAGAGAAAAGAGAAAAACCAAAGUCCCAAAACAUGUGAAGAAGAGGAAAGAAAAGACUGCAAAAAUGAAGAAAGGCAAAUAA
Empidonax traillii (willow flycatcher) is the source of this 1685-nucleotide messenger RNA. RefSeq names its product RIO kinase 1 (gene RIOK1). The transcript is spliced from 17 exons. Gene Ontology annotation, cellular component: cytosol; preribosome, small subunit precursor. Gene Ontology annotation, molecular function: protein serine/threonine kinase activity; ATP binding. Bases 12 to 1685 code for a protein of 557 amino acids. NCBI's taxonomy places the organism in Eukaryota, Metazoa, Chordata, Aves, Passeriformes, Tyrannidae. The record is from RefSeq and is a predicted model, not a curated record. Gene Ontology annotation, biological process: maturation of SSU-rRNA.